Messenger RNA from Sphenostylis stenocarpa, 840 nucleotides. Lineage: Eukaryota; Viridiplantae; Streptophyta; Magnoliopsida; Fabales; Fabaceae. The record is from the annotation of a GenBank genome assembly.
AUGGGAAGGAAACCCUGUUGUGACAAGAUGGGUUUGAAGAAGGGUCCUUGGACUGCUGAAGAGGAUGAGAUUCUUGUCAAUUAUAUCAACAAGAAUGGUGGCCAUGGAAGUUGGCGUUCUCUUCCCAAGUUAGCAGGUCUUCUUCGUUGUGGUAAGAGUUGUAGGCUAAGAUGGACCAACUACCUCAGACCAGAUAUUAAACGUGGUUCCUUUACUCUUGAGGAAGAAAAACUAAUCAUGCAGCUUCAUGGUAUCCUUGGAAAUAGGUGGGCUGCUAUAGCCUCUCAGCUACCAGGAAGAACAGACAAUGAGAUCAAGAACUUAUGGAACACCCACUUGAAGAAACGUCUCAUUUGCAUGGGCCUUGACCCUCAAACCCACCAGCCACUGUCCUCUUCACGCAACCCUAAUGACAAGGCCCAUGCAGCAUCCAGCUCAACCCGCCACAUGGCCCAGUGGGAGAGUGCUAGGCUUGAAGCAGAGGCCAGGCUCUCAAGGGAUCCCCAUUUGUUCAACAACACCAACAAAACUGACUCUGACUACUUCCUCCGAAUGUGGAACUCUGAAGUUGGACAAUCCUUUCGUGAUGUGCACAAAUCAGACAACAAAGGUAGCUGCCAAAGUCCCAUUUCUCUAGGGUCAUUGUCUGCUACUACCACCACAUAUUUCGCUUCCAACCCUGCAAACGUUGUUGCGAAAGAGGAUUUGGUGUGGGGUGGUAGCAAGAAAAUUGCCUCAGAUUCAUCCAGCUCUAGUGAACUAGAAGAAGACUCGUGUGACACUUCAUUGCAGCUCUUGUUAGAUUUCCCUAUAAACAAUGACAUGAGCUUCUUAGAAUGA